AAUAGUAAAUUGGCAAACUGCUCAUCUCACCAUCAAAACGUCAUACGAAAGAAAAAUACGGGAAAUCUUGAAUAUAGCAAAAAGUCGCAGAAGCGCACGAGAAAUAUCGCUUUACAUUCGGACUUUCACGAAAAAGUUAAUCAGUGGAAGGAAUUACUAAAAAAUGAAGUUGCUUCCGGUGUUAAGGAAAUCCGGGAUCUUCUGCUGAAUCCGUCGGUUGACGAAUUGGAAAAACUUGGCCAGAUUUCUGGAGGACUUCAUUUCCGUACACAGUAUUUACACGCAUUGCACGGACGCGUCAUUGUCUUACAACAGAUAAAAGGACCAGAGCAGAAAGUCUCGAAUAAAACUUUCCGUCCAGGCACGCCUGUGUUGUUAUGCCGAAUUCCAGAGCUUACAAGCGUUAGCGAUUGUAUUGUAAUUUCAUGCUCUGGAAAUCAAGUGAGCCUAAAGGCAAAGGCGAAAAAAGAAGUGAAUCUUAAUUCUUCUGAUGAAUUUGUGUUGAUACCAUCUGUUGGCCUCGGAUAUCUGACAGCUUUAGAUGAAUUUCUGGAAUUGAAGUGGAGAGAUUUCCCAGGCGAAAAACUGAUUCAUUAUGUUCAUUGUAGUGUACCUUUACCAACAUCACGACCAGAUGAAGUUUCCAGAAAAGCAGUUAAACUCAAUGAAGACCAAAGACGUGCUGUAUCUGCUGCAUUAAACAAAAGUCGACCGAUUGUGACCAUUCAUGGUCCACCUGGUACUGGGAAGACGGCUGUUAUUGCGGAGAUUGUGAUAGAAGCCGUAAGCAGGAAGCAAAAGGUGCUUAUUUGUGCCCCCUCAAACGUUGCAGUGAACAAUAUUGUGGAUCGAUUAAAAGACUUAGAUGGAAUAUGUGUAUUGGGAUUUAAUUCAGAGCUAUCAUUGGCCAGUGAACUGGAGCAACAUGACAAAUUCAGUGAUAUUCAGUGUGCCUUCAAAAAAUUGCAUUCAGAAGAAGGUAGUGGAAUAAUAUCUGGAAAUAACCGUGAUGAACAUGGAAAAGCUUGGCACCAUGCCAGUAAGAUGUUAUGGAACCUAAAAGAGAGCAUUGUAAGUUGUAAACAAGUGAUUGUAUGUACGCUAACAAAUAGCUCACUGCGAUUUCUUCGUGAACAAGGUUUCCAACCCAAUUUGACAAUAAUAGAUGAAGCUGCACAAGCUUUGGAAUGUGUUGCAUGGUACUCGUUGCUUCUGUCUCGUAGGGCUGUAAUUGUUGGCGAUCUAUGGCAAUUACCACCGGUUUUGAAAACUUCACGAUUGCGGGAAAUGGAUGACAUCAGUAAUUCAUUAUUGGAUACUUUAUCCAAGAGAUUUGGUGAAACUAAUUCAUUCAUGUUGACAGAGCAAUAUCGUAUGAACAAAAAAAUUAUGAAAUGGCCUUCUUCAUUUUUUUACAAGUCACAGCUACGCCCGAACGAGCAUAUUGCUAACCAACUUUUGAGUGAUAUAAGCAAAGUGCCUAAAGGAAGUUUGUUCGAUGAACCAAUGGUGUUCAUUGACACAAGCCAUGAUAAAUCUGCAGAAAACAUCGAGAAGCUAUAUCGAUACUCAUAUGCAAAUGCGCUAGAAGCGAAAUUGAUCAUCAGAUAUGUUACUGCACUAAGCACAUUUGGUGUCCGAGAGGAAGACAUUGGUAUCAUAGCACCAUAUAUUGCACAGGUGGACAUGUUGAAGAAAUCAUUAAAGACUAGUAGAGUGAACAGUGUGGACGCCUUUCAAGGUCAAGAAUGUGAAGUAGUUGUUAUGUCAUUGGUCAGAAAUAAUAGCGACGGUCGAAUUGGAUUUCUAAAAGAUGAACGACGUUUCAAUGUAGCCGUGACAAGAGCUCGUCGGCAGUUCGUCCUGGUGGGUAAUGUAAGAAUGAUGAAACAUGCUGCGCACUUACAGUCCCUGACCGAAUAUAUGCAAAGUCACGGUAGAAUCGUUAAACAAGAGGAGUUGACUGACCACCUGGCUAUCAUUAAGAAGCAAUCGAAAAAAAUUCAAAUGCAACUAUUACGGAAACCGAAGCCUGUGACCGGUCAGGAUGCACUGUGA
Messenger RNA from Loa loa (African eye worm), 2058 nucleotides. RefSeq lists its product as hypothetical. The annotation marks the transcript as partial. The record is from RefSeq and is a predicted model, not a curated record. Gene Ontology annotation, molecular function: 5'-3' DNA helicase activity. NCBI's taxonomy places the organism in Eukaryota, Metazoa, Nematoda, Chromadorea, Rhabditida, Onchocercidae. The transcript is spliced from 15 exons.